AUGGUGGGGCUUAUUGGAAGAUCUAGUUAUGAUGAUGGUUGUGUUGGAGGCGGUGUUCGUGGAGAUAGUGCCAAUGGUGAGAGAAAUGGUGAAGGAAGAUUUGGUGGUAUAGGACAUUUCUGGGAAAGGCUGGAUCAAAUGACACGUGUCCUCAACACCAAUACUCCCUGUUCCUCGGCACCGAG
Ilex paraguariensis (yerba mate) is the source of this 185-nucleotide messenger RNA. The record is from the annotation of a GenBank genome assembly. NCBI's taxonomy places the organism in Eukaryota, Viridiplantae, Streptophyta, Magnoliopsida, Aquifoliales, Aquifoliaceae.